AUGUCUCAAAAAAUUGGCCAUACUGGCGUAGCAUUUGCUAGACUAUGGCAUCAUGUAGAUGUUGCUAAAGAAAAGAGGACUUUGGGUAGACUAGCCUCGUCAAUAGCCUUAACACUCAUGGGUAAGCACAAGCCAGUGUAUCAUCCAACACAAGACUGUGGAGACUAUGUGGUAGUUACAAAUUGUCAAUUUUUGAGAGUCACAGGUAAAAAAAUGGAGCAGAAGCACUACUGGUCGCAUUCAGGCAGACCUGGAAGUCUAAAAUUGACCUCAAUGAGGGCCUUGAUCGACAACAAAGGCCACGGCGAAAUUUUGAAAAAAGCUGUGAGUGGUAUGCUUCCCAAAAAUAAGCUCAGAAAGCUCAGAUUGGAACGUUUAAAAGUCUUUGAUGCUAGCGAAAAUCCGUAUAAGAGUAACAUAGUUGCUUAUGCCGAUCAACAGCCGCUUGUACAGAGGAUACAGGAGAAGCAACAGUCCUCUUGA
Molecule: messenger RNA, 483 nt
Organism: Lachancea mirantina
Lineage: Eukaryota; Fungi; Ascomycota; Saccharomycetes; Saccharomycetales; Saccharomycetaceae
Source: the annotation of a GenBank genome assembly